This is a messenger RNA of Cervus elaphus (red deer), 1437 nucleotides long. It is a transcript of the gene FKBPL, whose product is annotated as FKBP prolyl isomerase like. NCBI's taxonomy places the organism in Eukaryota, Metazoa, Chordata, Mammalia, Artiodactyla, Cervidae. The record is from RefSeq and is a predicted model, not a curated record. Gene Ontology annotation, molecular function: protein binding. The coding region runs from base 376 to 1413 and encodes 345 amino acids. The transcript is spliced from 2 exons.
GUUGCUGGGGUGUGGCGGUGAGUCAGUGGGGGAAAUGAUGUAACGUCCAAAAGGCGGGCUUAAUCAGACUUCUCCCUCCUCCCGAUUGGCUGCCAGGAAUUUGACUAGAUUCUCUUGUCUCUCGGGCUCCAGGGUUAGCUGUCAGUGUCUCUGUCCAGCUGUCCCCUGGCUCCCCUUUCCAUCUUCUCCACCUGGGGAAAGACUCCAAGGACAGUACUCAGUAGCACUUGGCUUCGGAAGAAGAGGUGAUUUGAAUGGUCUGGCUAUUGCCAUCAGGCAAGGCGCUUCGGCCCCCCCCCAGGUGCUGACCUGGACUCGGUCCAUCCCUUUCUAUCCAAAACUGUUCACCCACGGUGGAAGGGGCCAGGCACCCAAAUGGAUACACCACUAGUCAAUUCAAUGGGAGAGAAGGACAGCUGUCAACCGCAACAACAAGGGGAAAAGAACCUUGAAUUACCUACUCAGAUUAGGCAGCAUCCGCGAGACUCUCCUACGGAAAUCCUUGAACUGAGAGUGAGCCCAGAUCCAGCUAGCCAAAUUCUAGAGAAUCCUCAGGAAACUGAAAAACUGGCCGCUGAACUUGAAAGAGACUCUGCUAAGUCUCAUGGAUCAGCCAGUGCGAUGUCAGAGCCCCUUCAAGCUUCUGAUCUCUGGUACUGUCCUGAUGGCAGCUUUGUCAAGAAGAUCGUAGUCCGUGGCCACGGCUUGGACAAACCCAAGCUGGGCUCCCGCUGCAGGGUACAAGCUUCUGGAUUUCCUUUGGGGUCAGGGCUGCCAGAGGGCUGGACAGAGCUAACUGUGGGGUUAGGCCCAUGGAGGGAGGAAACUUGGGGGGAGAUCACAGAGAAAUGCUUGGAGUCCAUGUGUCAAGGCGAGGAGGCAGAGCUUCAGCUCCCUGGGCGCUCUGGACUUCCUGUCAGGCUCACACUGGCCUCCUUCACUCAGGGUCGAGACUCCUGGGAGCUGGAGGACACCGAGAAGGAGGCCUUGGCCAGAGAAGAACGUGCAAGGGGCACAGAAUUAUUUCGAGCGGGGAAUCCGGAAGGAGCUGCCCGAUGCUAUGCACGGGCUCUUCGGCUGCUGCUGACCUUACCCCCACCUGGCCCUCCGGAACGAACUGUCCUUCACGCCAACCUGGCUGCCUGUCAGUUACUGCUAGGGCAGCCCCAUUUGGCGGCCCAAAGUUGUGACCGGGUGCUGGAGCGGGAGCCUGGCCACAUAAAGGCGUUGUACCGAAGGGGCGUUGCCCAGGCUGCUCUUGGAAACCUGGAAAAAGCAAUGACUGACCUCAAGAAGGUGUUGGCCGUAGACCCCAAAAACCGUGCAGCCCAGGAGGAGCUGGGAAAGGUGAUCAUUCAGGGGAAGAAACAGGAUGCAGGGCUGGCUCAAGGACUGCGCAAGAUGUUUGGCUGAUUAAAAGUUAAACCUUAAAAGAGA